AUGGUUUCUGGAGCUGGUGAUUUCGACAAUUUAGAGUACCGUGACGACUUCUGUUCUAGUCCUCACUCACCUACACAGCAGACACUAAGCGUCGAUGAAUAUGGUUUUUGCUCUCAAAAUAAGCACUUCCUAGCAGAGCGCAGCGAUCACUGUUUCCGCGCUGUCAGUGGAGGCCUUCAUUUUGGUCUUAAUGCAGAUGAUGCUUCCAAUUACCACUUGUCAGAAGAGCGCUCCUCCAAAAAGGCAUUGGGAAAAUCUAGCUCCAGUCGUUAUCAACUAGACGAUUCAUCAGAGCCAUAUUUGCCUUCAUCAUCGCAUUCCGUCUUUCGCGUACUCAGUCCAACAGCUGGCUUGUCUGGGCGUAGGGAUCGCAACAAUCGUGACGACUCCGGUGAUUCAGAUAUCGAUGAAGUAGAUGAGAACGUAAACCAGCAACGUCAGGCGAUUUUGGGUCGGCGACGCCUUUGCCCGAGUUCUACAAAUGUUGGAGAAAUUGUACUCAGCGUAGCCAAUGACAUUAGACGUGAGCAAAGAGAUGCUGUGGCCUCUGGUCGUAUCAUGGCCACUGAUUGUACUGAGGGAAUUGGUAGAACUCUAAAUUCCGUAAUGGCCUCUAAUGGUUUGGCUGAUUCUCCGUUUCGGGUCAUGACAACACAAAAGACCGGUUCCGUGACGCCUACGUUUGAGCCAUAUAGUCAAGAUUCUGUCGAAGGCAUACCCGAGGAAUUGGAGAGACCUGCCUCGUCCUCUAGCUCUCGAGUAAGAGGUUUUACUACAUGGCUGCCAGUUCGAAAUGAUCAAUCUUUUAAUUGA
This is a messenger RNA of Protopolystoma xenopodis, 813 nucleotides long. The record is from the annotation of a GenBank genome assembly. Lineage: Eukaryota; Metazoa; Platyhelminthes; Monogenea; Polystomatidea; Polystomatidae.